This is a messenger RNA of Schistocerca piceifrons (Central American locust), 1777 nucleotides long. It is a transcript of the gene TbCMF46, whose product is annotated as dynein regulatory complex subunit 3. Bases 1 to 1656 code for a protein of 551 amino acids. NCBI's taxonomy places the organism in Eukaryota, Metazoa, Arthropoda, Insecta, Orthoptera, Acrididae. The record is from RefSeq and is a predicted model, not a curated record. The transcript has 10 exons. Gene Ontology annotation, molecular function: protein binding.
AUGAGUGUCAUACACGAUAAUCCGGAACCUGGAGUUAUAGAUACGGAUCUAUUAAAGAAUUUGGUUAUGCAACAAGCACCUGUCGGAGAAGCCGGAAAAGUAUUUUUGAGAGAUGGAAUAGUUUUGGAGAAAGUUCACACAAUUCGACUAGAGGACCUGAAUAUUCUUAGAAUCGACAAUUUAUGGAUGAUGACAUCCCUAGUGAAACUGCAACUUACAUUAAAUAUUAUUCAGAAGAUAGAGAAUUUGGAUGCGCUUGUAAAUCUGAAAGAGCUGGAUUUAUCUUUCAAUCAGAUCGAGGUUUUAGAAAAUCUGGAAAAACUUACAAAGCUUGAAAUACUCACAGUUUAUGAAAAUAAUAUUAAAAAAGUAGAAAAUAUGGACCAGUUAAUCAAUCUAAAACUGUUUAGCAUUGGAAGAAACAGAAUAGAUGGCAGAGAUAGUGUUGUGUAUUUAAGGCGGUUUCCUCUGUUACGAUCUCUUACAAUGGAAGGGAAUCCAUGUUCACAAGAAGAUGAUUUCACUGAAUACAUUUAUGCGUGUCUUCCAAUGCUAAUGUACUACCAUUACCGAUUUAUUUACCCACAUGAAAAAGAAGCUGCCAAAAAAAAGUACAGCAAUGUUCUCAAAGAGCUUGAAGAUACAGAAGCUGAAACAGCAGCCUACAUCAAACUAAGGGAGGAAGAAGAAAGGAAGCUCAAAUCCUACACAGCAGCAUUUGUAGAGUAUUUAGACAGUGAUCAGCUCUUUAGUGCUUUAUUUGAAAAUGAUGGAGAUGGUCAAGCACUCCUGAAAAUGGAUGACGAAGUUGUGGAAGUGUGUAAUGAAUUUCAUGAUGAGUUUUGUGCCAUUACGCAGAAAUUGUUUGACCUGGGUCUGAAACAGUAUAAGAUCAGGGAAGCUGAAAUAGAACAGUUCAGUAGAUGUGUGGAAGAUGCCAAAGAUAAAAAUGCAAAACAAUUAGAAAGGGUUAGGGAUACCUUCACUGAAAAGAAAGCAUUGAUAUAUAUCAACAUGAAAGCAGCUAUUAGAGCAAUAGAAAAUUGUGAGUGUGAUGCAAAGGUGUAUUAUGCCCAAGCACAGAAGUGUACAGAAGAGUUUAACAGUAUUUGCCAUUCAGCAUUCACAGAUUUUAUGGCUUCAGAGCUUACUUUGAAUAAUCAACUUGAGAAAGUGAAUAAAACUUUUGAAAACAAUCUUAAUCAACUGGUGGAAGUGUUUAUCAGGGAUGCUCAAGCUCUGUUCAGUGAAUGCUGUAACAUACAGAAGAUAUUUAGUGAACGAUUGGCAGAAUAUGCUAACUGUUAUCUUACCAAUGCAAUUGUUAGAGCUGAUGAUCCAACAUUUUCAUUGCCACCUGAACUGAAGUCGAUAAUGAUUGACAAAGAAACACUGAAUAAAGCAUCAAAAAAUUCUCAUGCAUAUCACAUACGCAUAAUUAAUGAACGUGAAGAUACACUAGUAGAAAGGGCAAAGCAGUGGGCUAGAAACAUGUGCAGAGAAAUUCAUAGGGAGGAAAUAAGACGAAAUAGGUCAAAAAUUAAUGAGUUCAACCAUUUCUUUGAAAUACAGAGACAAGAAUUUGAAGAAUUAGCUUAUCAGGUUUUUAAGCAUGAAGAAACUUCAGAAUCCCAUGAAAGUCACUGUCAGGAUUAGGCGUUCCUUUUUCUGAAGAACCCAUUGAGAAGAAGAACACUCGGGUGUGUAACAAGCCAAGGUAUAUAUUAAAAAAAGACCAGGUAAUUGUAAAAACUUAACAUGUACACAGUAUUUUUUU